Messenger RNA from Nematostella vectensis (starlet sea anemone), 2058 nucleotides. Its product is annotated as spartin. Bases 124 to 1692 code for a protein of 522 amino acids. Gene Ontology annotation, biological process: cell division. Gene Ontology annotation, cellular component: plasma membrane. Lineage: Eukaryota; Metazoa; Cnidaria; Anthozoa; Actiniaria; Edwardsiidae. The transcript is spliced from 16 exons. The record is from RefSeq and is a predicted model, not a curated record.
UAUCCCCAAUCAUUCGAUAAUUCAAUAUGGCGGAUCGGUGGUGAGCAAAUGACAACAUGAAUUAUUUUGGGAACUUCGCGUCAUAAUAAAAUACAGCUUUUGCCCUGUAUCUUUUACAAAACAAUGGCUACGAAGACUGAUGAUGCACCAGCUAAAAUAAAAUCCUACCACGAUGAAGGGUUUAGAUAUAUAAACCAGGGCUUAGAAUGUGACGAAAAAGGGAAAAACAAGGAGGCAUUACAGCUGUAUCGCAAAGGAGUAAGGAGUCUUGUGACUGGGUCCAGCAUUUACUGUCGAGGAUCAGGGAAACAAUACGAUGAUGCAAGGCAAAAACAAGAGAAGAUGAAGCUAGCAAAGGAGCAAGUAGAGGAACGGAUAUCUGCUCUGUCAUCAUUAGACAGGGCAUCUACAAACUCCUCAGCCAAGACUGGUCCUCCUGGUGAAGUCGAACAUGCCACACCCGAUAACGGCAUGUGGGAAGACGUGAAUGAGCUUCUGGUCCUCGAAAAUGCAGUGAAGAUGUUCUUUGUCAGUGAACAAGGCCAUGUUACAACAAUCUCUCAACCACAGACUCUGCGUGCCUAUCAAUUUAUUAUGUAUGAAGAAGGUUGUGAGCAGCCUCCUGCCUUUCUUCAGUGCAGUGGAUGGAUGUUCCCAAUGAUCCCCAAGAGGUCGCCAGUUCUCAACACAGAGCCCCAUACCUACAUGUUCCCUGACAUUACCAUCAGUGCCUCUAAAUCAGUGCAGCGUCCAGGGAGCUUCGCAUCUGUUGGUCUUAUUUUAAACCCUGAAACUCCAUCAAGUGACAUGAACAGAUUUGAAAGGAUUUUGAGGUGCUAUACAGACUACCACCACUACACACCAACACCUGACGAUUACCAGGAAAUACAGGCUGUCAGUGGAACCAAUCAACCAGCUGAGUAUGUAGCAUCCAAGUCUGUAGCUGCUAGACCAUUACCCGGAGCCAUAAGGGGACAAACCCAGACUGAGGAAGAGAAGGGAACAUGGGGAGAAAAAGUUUCAAAGGGUAUUUUGGUUGGUGCAGAGCUGAUCGCUUGGGGACUAAUGAAAGGAGCCCAAGUUGGAAGCCAUCUUGUAUACAAAGGCGGAAUCAAGAUACGCCAAAACUUGCGACCUAAUGAAUCCCCCACUGAAGUGGAUGAAAAAGUUCAGGAAAACAUCAGACAUGUCAAGUCUGUAGCAGGUGCUGCUUGUCAAGUUAGUGGAGCCGUCGUCGCUGCUGUAGGAGCUCUCACUGCUGAACUUGGCAGACGGCUAGCACCUGUUGUCAUUCAACAUGGAGCAAAGGUGUUGCCAGAUUCAGUUAAGAGCAAGACUGAUAAUGAGAAAGGCGAGAAAGUGAUGCAAGAAGCUGUCAAAGUCGCUGUGACCGGUGCUCAUGGUUUUGCUUCUAUUUACCAAAGUCUGGAGACCUCGUGGCGCAUGCUCUACACGAGCCUUCAGCUGGCCACAGUAGAGACCGUCGAUCACAAGUACGGCCCAGCAGUCGGCGAGGCAACAAAUAACUCGAUGGGUGCCCUGGGAUUCGCCUUACAGACCGCGUGGAACGUGGACAAUCUGGGAGUGAAAGCCCUGGCCAAGAGAACAGCAAAAGACACAGGGAAACACAUGAUAAAAGAAGCCGAAAAGAGAUAUAUCGUGUCCGCUGACGACCAGUUAGCAAGACAAUAGUACCUGAAACCAUUCCAUUUUUUUGGAAAAUGUUGUACAAAAAAGAUUUUAUAUUUAAAACUAGAAGUUCUCUGAUCCAGAAGACAUUUUCCACAGUGGUGUAGGCACGGGACCACGACGGUAACACGACGACAAGUAAAACGACGGCAACACGACGACAUUAUUGGUCGCCAUGAACCAUCGAUUGUUCUACACUUGAUCUACACUCAUAGAAACGUAGAAAUUUCAAUGCCUGAAAGAGUCUUGAUCUCAAUAUUUUUUUAUUAUUCUUCACAAUAUUCUGACAAGAUUUAAUUGUCCGAUGGGCGUUUAUAGAUAGUGUCUAGCUGCAAACAUAAUAAAAUCAAAUAACAAGUGUGCCUCAAA